Molecule: messenger RNA, 2942 nt
Organism: Durio zibethinus
Lineage: Eukaryota; Viridiplantae; Streptophyta; Magnoliopsida; Malvales; Malvaceae
Product: heat shock protein 90-6, mitochondrial-like
Biological process (GO): protein folding
Molecular function (GO): ATP-dependent protein folding chaperone; ATP binding; ATP hydrolysis activity
Source: RefSeq, a predicted model, not a curated record
AGCUUCAUUAAACCCAUUAACCGAGCGAAACCCGAGUAAAACCCUCAUUAUAAUCAUCCCUGCCCCAGUCCCUGCAUAUAGCACCCAAUUCACUGAUCAUCAACAACUUACCAGAAACUCGCUCGCUCGUUUUCUCUCAUUUCGAAUCAUGCACCGCCUCUCCAGGCGCUACGUUUCCGCUGCCCGCCGUGCCCCUACUUCUCGUUACCGCAACGCCUCGGCAGCUUCAAUCUCCUCCUCUACUCUUGUUUUUGACUCGGCAGUGGGGAGUGAUAAUAACACCUGGUACUCGGCAAUAACUAGAGGGAAGUGUGACACGGCCAGACAUUCGGCUCACUUGAACUUGAAAAGUGGUUUGUUUUUGGGCAGCAGAUGUAAGUCAACUGCGGCAGCAUCUGAUUCGUCAAAUCCACCUCCUCCUCCAGCUGAGAAAUAUGAGUAUCAAGCUGAGGUUAGUCGACUCAUGGAUCUUAUCGUCAACAGCUUGUACAGCAACAAAGAGGUGUUUCUUAGGGAGCUUAUCAGCAAUGCAAGUGAUGCUUUGGACAAGCUGCGGUAUCUAAGUGUUACAGAUCCGCAGCUUUUAAAGGAUGCUGUUGAUCUUGACAUCCGUAUCCAAACUGACAAAGACAAUGGGAUAAUAACUAUUACUGACUCAGGCAUCGGUAUGACUCGACAAGAACUUGUAGAUGGUCUUGGUACAAUUGCACAGAGUGGAACUGCAAAGUUCUUGAAGGCUGUGAAGGAAAGCAAGGAUGCUGGUACUGACAACAAUUUGAUCGGUCAGUUUGGUGUUGGCUUUUAUUCAGCAUUUCUGGUUUCUGAUAAGGUUGUUGUCUCAACAAAGAGUCCAAAAUCUGAUAGACAAUAUAUAUGGGAAGGAGAGGCAAAUGUGAGCUCCUAUACUAUUCGGGAGGAGACAAACCCAGAAAAUCUCAUUCCUAGAGGAACACGCCUUACAUUGUAUCUGAAGCGUGAUGACAAAGGCUUUGCCCAUCCUGAACGGAUCCAAAAGCUUGUGAAGAACUAUUCACAGUUUGUUUCAUUCCCAAUUUACACUUGGCAGGAGAAGGGAAUCACUAAAGAGGUUGAAGUUGAUGAGGACCCAGUUGAAGCCAAAGAGGCUGAUCAAGAUGAAAAGAUUGAGAAGAAGAAGAAGAAUACAAAAAAAGUUGUUGAGAGGUUCUGGGAUUGGGAGCUCACAAAUGAGACUCAACCAAUUUGGCUUCGCAAUCCUAAGGAGGUGACAACAGAGGAGUACAAUGAGUUCUACAAGAAAACUUUUAAUGAAUACUCAGAUCCUUUAGCAUCAUCACACUUCACAACUGAGGGGGAGGUGGAGUUUCGUUCUAUACUCUAUGUUCCAGCCGUUUCUCCUAUGGGAAAGGAUGACAUAAUUAAUCCCAAGACAAAGAAUAUAAGACUCUAUGUUAAAAGGGUCUUCAUUUCAGAUGAUUUUGAUGGAGAACUGUUUCCUCGAUAUCUAAGCUUCGUCAAGGGUGUUGUGGACUCAAAUGACCUUCCGCUCAAUGUCUCACGUGAGAUUCUUCAAGAAAGUCGUAUUGUGCGAAUCAUGAGGAAACGUUUGGUCCGAAAAGCGUUUGACAUGAUUCUGGGAAUAUCAAUGAGUGAAAAUAAAGGAGAUUAUGAGACAUUUUGGGAGAAUUUUGGAAGACAUUUGAAAAUGGGAUGCAUAGAAGAUCGUGAAAAUCACAAGCGUCUUGCACCAUUGCUUAGAUUCUUCUCUUCCCAAAGUGAGGAUGAGAUGAUUAGCUUGGAUGAGUAUGUUGAGAACAUGAAACCUGAGCAGAAGGAUAUCUAUUACAUUGCUUCUGACAGUGUGAGCAGCGCUCGGAAUGCACCUUUCCUGGAGAGACUUCUUGAGAAGGAUCUUGAAGUGCUCUAUUUGGUAGAUCCCAUUGAUGAGGUUGCCAUUCAAAAUCUGAAAUCUUACAAGGAGAAGAAUUUUGUAGACAUUAGCAAAGAAGAUUUGGAUUUAGGUGAUAAGAAUGAGGAAAAGGAGAAAGUAACCAAAGAGGAAUUUGGCAAAACUUGCGAUUGGAUUAAGAAACGUUUGGGUGAAAAAGUUGCCGGUGUUCAAAUCUCAAACCGUCUGAGUUCAUCGCCCUGUGUUUUGGUAUCUGGGAAGUUUGGUUGGUCUGCCAACAUGGAGAGACUAAUGAAGGCACAAACUGUUGGUGAUACCUCUACUUUGGAGUUCAUGAAGGGGAGAAGGGUGUUUGAGAUCAAUCCUGAGCAUCCAAUUAUUAGAGAAUUGAAUGCUGCAUACAAGAGUAACCCUGAUGACGAAGAUGCCUUGAGAGCUAUAGAUCUUUUAUAUGAUGCAGCACUUGUUUCUAGUGGUUACACUCCUGACAAUCCAGCACAGCUCAGUGGUAAGAUAUAUGAGAUGAUGGGAACGGCUAUUUCAGGUAAAUGGUCAACAUCUGGUGUCCAGGAUACAGUAUUGCAGUCUCCCCGUGUAGAGGUAUUGGACGCGGAGGUGGUUGAGCCAAUUCAAGCUGAUGGUCAGAAAUGACAAGUGCAUGGUUUGUUUUAAAGUUGUUCCAUUUGCACAUACCAUAUAUUCAGCAAAUAUUGAGAGGGCUUCGUCAACAUGUACCAGAUAUAUUUUGGAUGCAGUGAUAAGUUGAAUGCCAUUGACAGUUUGUGUAGAACUGAGUUGGACAAAUUGCGCUCCUUUUGCUCUCUCUUGGCUAUUCUACAGCUGUUGAGCUUUAUGUUAUUGUUUCAUGAUAUGUAUGCAAGAAAAACUAAAUGAGAAAUAGAUUAACUUGCUUCUUUUUUUUAUUUGUUUUGCUGGAAGGGGACGGAUUAAUAGCAAAGAGAUUAACUCCUAUCAUGUGGUAUAUUAGUAAUUAAUUAUCAUAAUAAUCAUAUUGGGAAAUGUUAACGUAUAUCUAUUGACAAUGAUAAGUUUU